Messenger RNA from Melanotaenia boesemani (Boeseman's rainbowfish), 6851 nucleotides. It is a transcript of the gene nr3c1, whose product is annotated as nuclear receptor subfamily 3, group C, member 1 (glucocorticoid receptor). The coding region runs from base 301 to 2646 and encodes 781 amino acids. Gene Ontology annotation, cellular component: nucleus. NCBI's taxonomy places the organism in Eukaryota, Metazoa, Chordata, Actinopteri, Atheriniformes, Melanotaeniidae. The transcript is spliced from 9 exons. Gene Ontology annotation, biological process: nuclear receptor-mediated glucocorticoid signaling pathway; regulation of DNA-templated transcription. The record is from RefSeq and is a predicted model, not a curated record. Gene Ontology annotation, molecular function: sequence-specific DNA binding; steroid binding; nuclear glucocorticoid receptor activity.
UGUGUGUUUUCCUUGAGGUUAGUGUCUACUUUCCUAAUGGCUAGCAACGUAGCUUCAGCAGUGUGACAUUUUGCAUUUCUACUGACAGCAAAGUCGAACUGGAAGACCGAAAAGAGAUAGAACACACUCACAGUUAUGUUUUCUUAUUUUAUUUCUUUUAAUCUAGCCAUGUAGCGACCACACGACAAAGGAGAAAUAAGGUUAACAGGAUCAGUCAGCGUGUUGUGAACUGCCACUUUCAACCAAAACAAUGUUGAAUGAUGACCUGUGGACACAUAUCAUCAGCCAGCCAUUUCAAGGAUGGAUCAAGGUGGAGUGAAGAAGAUAACAUACAGAAGAGAUGACCAUCUAAGCAAACUGGUCUACACCGAAAGUCCUGAAGAGGGAGGUCUGUUGAAAGUGGCUCCUCACAUUGCCGUCUCUGUCACAUCUGCCACUUCUACUGUUCUUCCAUCCAGCCCAUUAAUGCAGCCCGGACAGGUGACUAACGGCCUCAGCAACAGCCCACUUCCAGAGGAGCUCACCUCGACUCCUGCCUUCGUAGGCUCUUUGGUAGACAGUUCAGAGCCCAGGGGUCCAACCAAAGAUCAGCAGCAGCAGUUUCUUCAGACACAGACUUCCAGUGCUUUUGGGCGUCAAAAUUUGCCACAGUUGGACGCCAGUAUUGCAGACCUUACACAAUCCUCCAUGGAUUCACUUAUUGGGGGGUCAGAUCCUAACUUCUUUGCCAUGAAAACAGAGGAUUUCUCCAUGGAUAAAGGAGAGCAGGACCCCAUUGAUCUUGGCUUUGAACAUAUUGGUAAAGAUGUGGACAUGAACCAGAAACUGUUUAAUGACACCACUCUGGACCUGCUUCAUGACUUUGACAUUACUGGGUCCCCUUCAGAUUUUUAUGUAGGGGAUGAUGCUUUUCUGUCAACUCUGGCGGAUGAUUCUUUGCUUGUAGACGGGGACACGAGAGGGGCAUCUGAGCGGGAUAUGAAAUCUUCUGUGGUUGAGAGCAGUAACACCAUUGGGGCAGUCUCUGUUGCUCCAAAUGGCAGCAAUGUGACAAGUCCAGAUCAAUCCAGCUCAAGCUCAGCCACAACAGCAUCUUUAACACCUUCAACCACUUUGUCUACAGUGGUGAAAAAAGAGAAAGAAGAUGGCUUCAUUCAACUCUGCACUCCAGGUGUGAUCAAACAGGAGAAGACAUCUGCAGGUCACAGUUAUUGCCAAAUGAGUGGCACAUCAUCCUCAGACAUGCCAGGCACACGCCCUAUCUCCAUCUGUGGUGUUGCCACUUCAGGAGGGCAGAGCUUCCACUUUGGGGUCAACCCCAGAAACAAUGAAGCUCAGCAGCAGAAGGAUCAGAAGCCAGUGUCCAGUCUGUACCUCCCAGUAGCAGCCAUUGGUGGGGCCUGGAACAGAAGCCAGAGUGCUGGGGACAACUCUGCAAUCCACAGGGCCAGUGACACCUUUUCGAGCUCUCCUUCCUACUCCAUCAACUUUGCCAGUUCUACCUCCAGGCCGGAAGGAGGCACCGCUUCAUCCACAGCACAGGGAAAGAGUGGGACUCAUAAAAUCUGCCUUGUGUGCUCUGAUGAGGCUUCAGGCUGUCAUUAUGGAGUUCUCACAUGUGGCAGCUGCAAGGUCUUCUUCAAGAGAGCAGUGGAAGGCCAGCAUAACUAUCUGUGUGCUGGGAGGAAUGACUGCAUUAUAGACAAGAUCCGGCGGAAGAACUGUCCAGCCUGCCGCUUCCGGAAGUGUCUAAUGGCAGGGAUGAACCUGGAAGCUCGCAAAACCAAGAAGUUGAAUCGCUUAAAGGGCGUCCAAAACAGUAACCCCCCUGAGCUGGUACCAUCCCCGCCAAUUGAGACCCGCUCCCUGGUACCCAAGUGCAUGCCGCAACUCGUCCCCACUAUGCUUUCCCUGCUGAAAGCCAUAGAGCCAGACACCAUCUAUGCCGGUUAUGACAGCACCCUGCCUGAUACCUCCACUCGCCUCAUGACCACCCUCAACAGGCUUGGAGGGCGGCAGGUCAUCUCUGCUGUGAAGUGGGCCAAGAGUCUGCCAGGUUUCAGGAAUCUACACCUGGAUGAUCAGAUGACUCUGCUGCAGUGCUCCUGGCUUUUUCUCAUGACCUUUGGUUUGGGCUGGAGAUCUUACCAACAGUGCAAUGGCAACAUGCUCUGCUUCGCACCAGACCUUGUCAUCAAUGACAGAGAGCGGAUGAAGCUGCCAGACAUGGCCGACCAGUUUGAGCAAAUGCUGAAGAUUUCCAGCGAGUUCGUCCGGCUACAGGUUUCCCAUGAUGAGUACCUGUGCAUGAAGGUCCUGCUACUGCUCAGCACAGUGCCAAAGGACGGCCUGAAGAGCCAGGCGGUGUUUGAUGAGAUUCGGAUGUCAUACAUUAAGGAGCUGGGGAAAGCCAUAGUGAAGCGUCAGGAGAACUCCAGCCAGAACUGGCAGCGUUUCUACCAGCUCACCAAGUUGUUGGACUCCAUGCAUGAAAUGGUCGGUGGAUUGCUCAGCUUCUGCUUCUAUACUUUUAUGAAUAAAUCCCUAAGUGUGGAGUUCCCCGAGAUGCUGGCAGAAAUCAUCAGCAACCAGUUACCAAAAUUCAAGGCCGGAAGCGUAAAGCCUCUCCUCUUCCACCAGAGAUGACUGUUUCCUGUAUCAGACAUAAUGCCUUAAGAUCCCACCACAUCAUCUCACCAGCCCAAUGCAACGCACCCAAGCCCCACCACACACACACACACACACACACACACAAACACAUACCCGCCCCAAGGAGCAACAAUGAAAGGACUUACCAUAUAAAGCUAGGAGAGAUAGAGCAACGUUUUCAGGAGCGAGAAUCGACUUUGUGAAGUGGGCUUACGGGCCUGGUGAGCGAGAUGUAUGUCGAAACCAGACCGUGAGCACAAGAGGUUUUGUCUUGUUGAAUUGAGAUGUAGUGUCUAACCAAGAGUAGGAAAUGUUUGUUUAAAUGAGAAAAAAGAAAAAAAAUCGCAAAUAGAAAAUAGGCUAACAUCAAUGUCGUCUCAGGUGUCUUACCUUCAGAGUCAGAACGAUAUCUAAAAUAGAUAGAACAAAUAUCUAUGUACAGGUUCUGAUAGUAUUUUCUACAUUUUCACAUGAUAACAGUUUAUACAAUUUUCCAGGUCACUGUUACCUGAGAGGGUAACCAAGCUUAAUAACAUGCUCUUAAGUAGGCUUUUAUGUUCCACUUUUAGUUUUUAUAGGUUGUAACUAAAUGUUUUUCUGUCACAUGAAAAAAAAAAAAACAUUUUGUAGUGAUUUAAAAAGCAUAUUUCUUUGCUUUGAUUAAGUAACUUUGGACAUUAGCAGUUCUGUGGGCCUGUUACCUGACGUCCACCAUUCAAAGAAUGAUUUCUCCCGCAAGCUGACCUCUUCCAGGUUUACACACGUUGAUUACAAAAGGGAAAAAGAUGUGCCUUUUUUGCUUCAAAUAUCAUCUUAGCCAUUUUCUUCCGACUGUACUUCAACCUGUCAUCGUCUACCUUCAUUAUAAGUUGAUUGUACUUUUUAUACGACACGCUGAUGCAGCUUUCCUUUGUUUUUUCUAUGGCUGUUUAUCUUUAGAAGUGGCAGCUCAGUCCAUUCUUCGUGAGUAGAAACUAUCCUUAAACAUUCAGCCUGCUUCCUUUCAUUAGGUCUCCUGCACACACUGCUGCACAGGUGCAAGUUGAGCACUUUGUACUCUGUGAAAGGCUUUAAGACUGUGAAGAAAGACUGUUAUCCUGUGUCAGUCUUUCACGUAAGACUUUAGAUGGAAGUUAGAAGUCUUUGUUUGAUAACAGCCCACACUCCUGCCCCAACAGUCUGUAAGUAGAAAGCGAUGGAUACCUGCGACUACCAAUCACAAGUGAGACGGCGUGUUAUUGUGUUGGAAAGUUUGUUUUUUAUUAAGAGUACUAAUUUCUCUGGUUUUUAACAUGGCUCAAAGUGGCUAAACAAUGACCGUCCUCCAGGUUUUUGUAAAAGACUCUUUUGGUUAAUUAAAACGAAAGAAAAAGUCAUAAUUCCACUGAUUACCCAACCCUUAGCAGUGUAUCUUUACUUAGUGUCUGCUUUGGAUAAUGUUUUUAUUGUCAGCCUGUGUAUGGUUUUAGUUGUAUUUGUUGAUGGAAUAGUUGAAUAUUUUGGGAAAUAUGAUCAUUCAGUGUUUUGCCAGGAGCUGGAGGGGGAUGAUUGACAUGUGUGUGCUCUCAACUUGAAGCUUGAGUUAAGUUUAAAGAGCCAGCUCUGUCUGGAGGGAACAAAGCUUCUGGUGGAUUGUGAAACAACUUGACCAAGGAAGAAGUUGCAUCCUGGAGCUUCUCCUGUUUGUCUAGCAGCUGAUCCCUGGAAAUAGUCCCACAUGUAACCCACAAUGAGAGGGUAACGUGUUGUUUUUUUUACUCUUUAUGUUCAAACUAAGAAUCAAACUAACAUUUAAAAUGCUUUCCCCCAGAUUUAGAGGUGCUGGUAAUGAGAGCCAUCUGUUUCCUCGUGUCUCAUCUUUAAGCUGAAAAUGAAGCUAGUUGGCUGCAGCUUCAUAUUUAUUGCAGAGGCAUGUUAAUCUCAACUUACUCUCAGCAAGACAGUGUAUAGGAGUAUUUCCCCAGAUGUCCGUGUAUUCUUUUUAAAAACAGUUUAUAUGAUAGACAGCUUGUGUAUACAGCUCUUUGGAUCAGGCAUUGGCAGAUUCAUUAUCCUGUAAACCUCCUACCGCUGCUGAUAACCAUGAACCCCUCCUCUGCUUCUUCAGCACCCUGUAUGCAACUUAUCCUAAUGUUUGUCUUUAGUACUUCUGCAUGUGUAUUUGAUUGUCUGCUUACGUAGUCAGGCCCCAGCAUUGAAAGUGCUUUCACAUCAGUAACCUCAUACAGACUUGUCAUGACAAAAGUGUACCAUUACCGACUGGGGAAGCAGACUAAAUGCAUCCUUUAAUCUCUGGGAACUAUUUCAGUGCCAAAACUCUUGUUUUGUCUGUUCAGUGAUGCUGGAAGUUGGUCAGUAUUUGUAUCAAAAGAGGAAACAAAUCUAAGCAUUGAUGUGUAUACAUUUGUCAGAUGAGUAGAGGCAGAACGUUUGAGCUGUCUGAGCUUCAGCCCCACACAUUAAGGUCUGACAGUAUCUGAGAUGUGUUGCAGCAUUUUCAUCUGCUCUGCGUAGCUUGUCUUGAGUGCGUUUCAUAACCCCAACAUGUUUUUGUUAAAAACACAGUUUUAAUAUGAAUGUGAUUCUUACAGAGCUGUUCAGUUAAUUGCAAUGAAAUAUUGUUGGCAGAUGAAAGGUAGAAAGCUGUCAGGAAUAGAUAAAUACGUCAAGUGAAUAAGAGUAAAGUGCUCACUUUUUAUAUUUAAAUAUGAAAUAUGGCAAAAUGUACUGUUUCUAAUGUCUGUCUCUACACAAUAGAAAAAGCACCCAUUAUAUUUUCCACUACUCCCGAGCUCAGGUUAUUAAGAAAAUGGUCUGAUUCACACAGUGUGAUAUUGUCCACAUUCACUUCUGACAUGAAAAACCAAAAAAAGCAGUUGGACAGUUUGCAAAUAUCAAAUGUGUCGGUUUCUGUGUUUUAUGGUGUUUUUAUGUGUCAGGAAAAAAACUUACAGAUAACUUACAGAUACUAAACAGAUACAGCAAAGUUUUAAGGAGUCGGCCGCCGCCGCCAUCAUUCAAAGCAUCUUUAGGCUCAGACGAAGGAUCGUUUUCGUUUGAGGUUUAAUCAGAAUAUCUGCAAACCAUCCUCAUUACCUAUAUAGGGUUACUUUCACAUUCAGUAUAUCCAAAUCUCUGCUGCUGCUCAUUUAUACAGGUAUAUAAAUAUAUAUAUAUAAUAAGAGAGAAAUAUAUAUAUAUAUAUAUAUAUAUAUAUAUGAAAUCGCACACUUGCCUCUUUUUGCUCAAAAAUGUAUUCUGUUUACUUUCUUGGACAUUUUUGAGGAGGAUUCUGAAUAUGCAAUAGAACUGAUAAUCUAUCACCAUCACAUAAUGUGCUCACUUCCUUUUGUUUUUUUUGUUUUUGUUUUUUUUGUUUGUUUUUUUUUUUUUGUUGUUGUUUUUUUAACAAUAUAAGCUAAGUGCAUAGAGGAGAUUUAUUUCUACCUUUAUCUCUGCAGGUCAGAUUUUCAGGAAAUCGUAAACAGUCUACCCGGACUUUACGCAAACAGCCUAUUUGUUGUUUGACUACAAGGUGACCAAAGCAAGUACAGAUUUAACAUAGUCAGUUUUAACUGUGGAACUCAGAUGACAUAUGUACAGGACUUUUGUUUUUGAACACUUUUUCUUUUUGGUUUGUUUUUUACUCUUUAUGUGAUGGCUUUGGUCAUAUUGUGUAAUACUGUGAAUAGAAUAGGACUCGAUCUUUUUCAUACACAAACUGUUUGUGAAAGUAAUCAACCAGCUUGAAUCUAAAAAGAUUUGCACUACCCAAAUAUUGUUUUAAAAUCUAUUUUGUAUGAAACUUAUGCAGACAUUAACUUUGAGAAUUACAAAGGGCGGAUCAUGUUUCACUGGUAUAUGCUUUCUCUAUAAAGCUUUUUGUUUUGCUUAAAACAAGUUUAAUAUAUACAUAUAAUCAUUGUAAAGAAAAUGUGGUGUAUUUGUCUUCAUAUAAUAGUUUUUUUCAGUACCUACCCUCUGUAUUAUUUCUUCUCCAUAGUGUGACUCUUGUUGAUCUUUUCCUCCAUUGAUAAAAGGUUGAACCGUAUGUUUGUGUGGUACUUCUCAAUACAAGGAACUGUAUGCUGAUGUUUGCCCCGAUACUAAUGCGGUGAUUCUGAACAAUGGACACGGUAAGCUCGUUGUAAGCCUCUUUUCCUGAUUACAACACUUGUUCAUCAAAUAAAUAUGUUUCUCCA